AUGCUUACAAUUCCGCCCCCCGAAAAUAGAGCUAUUUCUUUCUUUCUUUUUCUUUGCCUUCUUUCUUUCUUUCUUUCUUUUCUUUGCCUUCUUUCUUUCUUUUUCAUUGCCUUCUUUCUUUCUUUCUUUUUCUUUUCCUUCUUUCUUUCUUUCUUUCUUUUUACUUGCCUUCUUUCUUUCUUUCUUUUUCCUUGCCUUCUUUCUUUCUUUCUUUUUCUUUGCCUUCUUUCUUUCUUUCUUUUUCUUUGCCUUCUUUCUUUCUUUCUUUCUUUCUUUUUCUUUGCCUUCUUUCUUUCUUUCUUUCUUUCUUUUUUUCUUUGCCUUUUUUCUUUCUUUCUUUUUCUUUACCUUCUUUCUUUCUUUCUUUUUCUUUGCCUUCUUUCUUUCUUUCUUUUUCUUUGCCUUCUUUCUUUCUUUCUUUCUUUCUUUUUCUUUGCCUUCUUUCUUUCUUUCUUUCUUUCUUUCUUUUAUUGCAUUCGUUCUUUUUUUUUUGCCUUCUUUCUUUCUUUCUUUUUACUUGCCUUCUUUCUUUCUUUCUUUUUACGUGCCUUCUUUCUUUCUUUCUUUCUUUCUUUCUUUCUUUCUCCUUGUAAUCCUAAUCUAUCUAUCUAUCUAUCUAUCUAUCUAUCUAUCUAUCUAUCUAUCUAUCUGUGCCUACUUAUCUAUCAGCCUGUUCUCAUCUAUCUAUCUAUCUAUCUAUCUAUCUAUCUAUCUAUCUAUCUAUCUAUCUAUCUAUCAGAGUCUGUUUACUGUCUGUCUAUCUAUCUAUCUAUCUAUCUAUCUAUCUAUCUAUCUAUCUAUCUAUCAAUCUAUCAGCCUGUUCGCACCUAUCUAUGUUCAUAUCCUGUGUGUUUUUCUUUCUAUCAUAUCAGAUCUCUUGACAAACCCGAUCCCAUUGUGAUUCAUCUUGGUUCGUCAAUGUUUUGUCCCGAUACGCGUGGUGAAAAAGAAAACAUGGCCGACACUUCAGUGUAA
This is a messenger RNA of Acanthosepion pharaonis, 975 nucleotides long. NCBI's taxonomy places the organism in Eukaryota, Metazoa, Mollusca, Cephalopoda, Sepiida, Sepiidae. The record is from the annotation of a GenBank genome assembly.